UGAAUUGAAACGAUUUAACAUGUCGCAAGACGUGAAAGUUCCAUGAAUGAUUAUAAAUAGACCUGCCCCACGCAAAACAAUGUAUUAACGAUACUUUCCUCCACUUCUCCAAGAUUCAAAGAGAUCCAUGUGGUGCUGCCACCUUUUCAAGCUCGCUCAACUGCGCUCAAGCGAAGCAGCAACUGAGGGCUUCCACCGCCUUCACAACAACAUCCAAAACACAUCAAGAUAGUUGUCGAAGAUGAUGCGCUGCUGCGUUAGUUGCCUCCUUGCUGUUAUCAGCGCUUGUUUAUUGUUGACUGUUCCGUCAUGUGUAGGAGAGGGGGAUCCUGGUCGCAUUCGGGGUGAAAAUGGCGAGCUCUCGUUGGUGAUUGCAGUGGCCCUUACCAACAAUGGUGUGCCAUUUCUGGAGCCUGGUUGGGCGCACAUGGCCUCAGCGGUACUAGCCGCGAAGCAUUUCAACGAGAAGGACCCAACGGUAGUGAGCCAACUGGAAGAGUAUGCGGAUUGCCCGUUUCGGUUCUCCAAUAUAUCGGUGAUUGACACAGGGACCAACAGUCACUUGGCCAUGAAAUCACUUCUGCAGAGAAUCCAGGACGUUGGUAUUGUGGAUGCUAUUGCGGGGCCGUACAAUGAACAGCCAGCGAUGGAACUCAGCGUUUUGGCCACAGGGAUGGAAUCGCCGAUUGUGGCAUUUCGUGGCCUCGAUCACAAUUUGGUUCUACCAGACAAGCAUCCGUACUAUUCUCAGAUCAACCCUGAUUUGUAUGGCGAAAUGGAAUUCAUUGCAGAGUAUCUGAAGCACACGAAUCGGACCAACUACGUUGCCAUCCUAUAUUCCAACGAGGAUAGUGUUCUUCAGAGAAUGGAAACCUUACAGACAGUGCUAAAGGAAAAAGUUGACUGCGAUCAAGUCAAGGCCUACAGCUACCUCUCCGUUAGCAAGGCACAAGCAGGGGAGGACAGAGGGCUUCGGGAUGCUGUCAUGAGAGUUUCGCAGACAGGAUUUCGAACCAUUGUUUUGCUAACUGCAACCCCCGAUUUGGACACUCCUGGGAUAGGUGCAGCAGCGCAUGAAUAUGAUCUGGACCAAGGGGGCCAUUUUUGGAUUAUCCCAGGAGGGUUGGACCCAUCUGGAACCAACAGAGACAAUAUUCUGGUUCAAUUUCAACACAAGCAAGAGGGAGGUUUUCUGCGGGGAGCAGCCUAUUCCUCCAUGUUUGAGGGGCACAAUGUGAACGAUGAUGACCCAUUCGAACACACUUUGUCAUCCCAAAAUGCCAGCUUUGUGGAAUACCUACGGAACCUCAAUCCUAUCGCCAACUACACUGGGAAGUUCUUCUGCAAGCUGAAUGAUUUGUCAGAAAAAAUAGACCCAGCAGUCAAUCCACAAUGCACUCUCCCAGACAACUUCUUUCAAGAAUUGCCCUUCUUUGGAGAGCGAGUGGGAUUUGCUUAUGAUGCAACAAUGUCCAUUGGCAUUGGAGCUUGCAUGGCAAUUGCUGGCAAAACCAACAGUACCGCCUUGACCGGAAAGGAGCACUUGGAUGGCAUUCAAUCUGUUAAUUUUAAAGGCGCCUCUGGACAGGUCAGGUUCCGCAACAGGCCAGGCACACCAGGAAGCCGGGAUGCCAGUUCCCCAUACUACGGCAUACUCAAUUUGUUGCCAAGGGGAGGAGCGAGCGAAGAAAUUCUCCAGGCUACAUCCUACGUGGAUCCUGACAUCAAUGAUUGGGUCGAUGUCUUUCCUUUUGUGUAUUCUGAUGGGAGCAACAGCCCACCGACCCUGUUGAGGACAACUCCUGAGCAGAACUACUUAGACCCAGUCGUCCGAGGCAUAGGGUUGACUCUCAUGUCCAUUUCUCUCCUUUUCAUUGCUGCAUCUGCAAUCUGGGUUUGGCGGCACCGUAAUCACAGAGUGGUGAUUGCUGCACAGCCCCCCUUCCUUUAUGUGCUUUGUGUUGGUUCCACUUUGUUUUCAAUGGUCAUCCUUGUCAAUUCCUUUGAUGAGAGCCACGGAUGGACCGAUUCCAUGCUGGACAAGGCUUGUGUAGCAACACCAUGGCUGUAUAUUCUGGGUGACAUGAUUGUCUAUUCAGCUUUGUUUACCAAGCUGUGGCGUGUGAACAAGGUUCUUCAGUUUAAGAGAGCACGCGUCAAGGUCCGCCAGGUUGUUUGGCCAGGUUUGUUCUUGGUCCUAGCUGCCAUUGUGCUGUUAUCGGUGUGGACAGCAGUAGAUGACUUUGGCUGGUACCGUCAAGAGAUUGAUGAAGUAUCAGGGGAAACCAUUGGCAGGUGCAUAGGGACAUACACUGGGGCUUUCCUGAUUCCAGUAGGCAUCAUCUGCACAAUUCCCACUCUAUUGACAUGCAUCAUGGCCUGGAAGACGUGUGAUGUUGAUGACAUGUACUCAGAAUCCAAGUGGAUAUUCUCCUUGGUGCUUGUUCAGAUUCAGGUUAUUGUCGUUGGAAUUCCUGUGGUUGUGAUCCUUCAGAGUGUGUCCACCAAUGGCAGAUAUAUUGGAGUGACGCUCAUUACUUGGACGUUCCCAAUGUCGACAUUGGGCCUCAUCAUGGUUCCCAAGAUGUAUGCGCUGAGAAAAGAGCAAAUGGGUGUCCAAAAGUCCAUAUCUCGUGGAAGCAGCAAGGGGGUCGUAGUGAGUGGUUUGACACAUCCAACAAAAGAAUCGCAAAACACACGGUCGUCCGGCAAUACGACACGAGGGUCAGGGGAACACGACGCGGAUCCGCUGCAGCCAGCCAACUUCGACGUGAGCUCGAGCAGGGUUCAGACUGUGAUCAUGCAUUAA
Seminavis robusta is the source of this 2809-nucleotide messenger RNA. Lineage: Eukaryota; Bacillariophyta; Bacillariophyceae; Naviculales; Naviculaceae. The record is from the annotation of a GenBank genome assembly.